Messenger RNA from Lycium barbarum (goji berry), 590 nucleotides. RefSeq names its product MFP1 attachment factor 1-like. Lineage: Eukaryota; Viridiplantae; Streptophyta; Magnoliopsida; Solanales; Solanaceae. Bases 1 to 414 code for a protein of 137 amino acids. The record is from RefSeq and is a predicted model, not a curated record. Gene Ontology annotation, biological process: mitotic cell cycle; lateral root development. The transcript has 2 exons.
AUGUCUAAAACCGAACCAACUAAUUUAUCCUUCAGCAUUUGGCCACCUACACAACGCACCCGUGACGCUGUCGUUCAAUGUCUCAUCGAGACUCAAUCUUCCCAUCCUAUCCUUUCCAAACGUUACGGCACCGUUCCGCUUGAAAAGGCUACUGAUACCGCUAGGCUCAUUGAGAAAGAGGCAUUUAACUAUGCUGGUUCCUCUUCUUCCCCUGAUAACGAAGACAUCAAGAUCCUUCGGGUAUACUCCAAGGAGAUUAGCAAGCAUUUGCUGGACACUGUGAAGGACAGAUCUGCUACUACUGCUUCCACGAGGACUGAAAAUAGACCAUCGGAGCCACUAGCUGAUGCUUUGGAGCAAACUUCAUCUGCUCCUCACGCUGAGGAAAUCUCAUCCGUUGGGACCGAGUCUUGAAAAUUGUAACGAGGUCAUUUAGGUUAUGAAUAUUUGCCUCUGCAGUGAAAAAAUUUCUAGCUUGUAGUUAAUUUCGGUGUAUGAGAUUGCAAUGUAUUGUUUAUGGAUUAGAUAACGUUGGAUCUCUUCAAACUUCUAUGUUAGAGCCUUCUGAUUAAUAUAUGCUUUAAUCAUUA